AUGAGGGAGAUUGUCACUCUCCAAGUCGGCGGCUUCGCGAAUUUCAUCGGCUCUCACUUUUGGAACUUUCAGGUAAAGUGGAGAACGAAGCUCUUCGGUUUUGUUUUUAUCAUACGGACUGUAUCCGAGUUAAUAAAUUUUCAUCGAAAGCAUAUAUUUCCUCAUAAAAGAAUUCCCAGCAUUGGUCGAGUCUCUUUGAUUGGAGGUUUGUCCUUUUGUAUAACAUUAUGAUCGUAACCUAGGUGUUUUCUCGCUAAGCAGUAAACCGUCAUAUUCAACAUCAGUACGUUGGAAUAAAGAUAUAUUUGGAUUUUAGGGAGAAACUAAAUUAAUUAAGAGAACCAGCCAAUCUGAGUGCACUUGAGGAACUUGUUAUUCCCUUUUAAUUCCAAUUUGACAGAUUGAGGGCACUUUUUAUCGUUAUUUUCCCGAAUCCGAAAUGCCUUAUCCAAUUUUUAUGUAGCUAAUUUUUUUUUUUUGACUAACUAAUGGCUGAUAUAGAAUAAGUUAUUUAUCAGUUUGCCUUUUUUUUUUUCUGAAAACUCUCAAAGGAUGAGUUGCUUGGAUUGGCCGACGAUGCCUAUGGAGAUCCCAUUUACAGGAGUCCUUCAUUAGACAUGGAUGUUCUUUAUCGUUCUGGUGAAACACAGCAGGUAUUUUCUGUUCAUGCCAAAUUUUUUUCUGAGAUUACAAUCUUUAUUUUCACACUAGGGGUUCCUUGUUUGAUAAUUUUCUUCAUUUGGUAUUCUUCCAAUAUUUUUUCAAAACCGUUUUUCGGAAGCUGAAUAAUAUGUUUAUGAAUCCUGAAUAAUAUAAUGCUAUGUGUAUUUUUUUUCUAUGAAUCCUGUAAAAUAUAAUGCGAAGUAUUUAAGUUGUGGUAUUUGUGUUACCAUGAUACUGCAAUCUUCAGUGUUUAAAUCUUUUUCAAGCCUACAUCUCGCUUAGAGGCUAUGAAGAACUAAAUGUAUUUGGUAUAGAGUCAAAAGACAGAAGCGUUGAAGUUCAGUAGGUUUGAAAUUUUCCCUAAGAAGAAUUCCUUAUAUAUUUUCAUAAACACCAAGGCUUCGCUUUGAAUGAUAUCUGUUCUGGAAAAUAUGCUAUCAAUGUGAUGACAAUAUACCAUGAUCAUAAAUUCCAACGUGUUAUGUAAUUGUCAACUAUAAAACGUCUCGUAUUCUCACUUUGCGUUCAGUUCAAAUAAGAAAUUUUGCUUCUUAACUCAUUUAUCUAUUACCAUGCCCUGGGCCUCUGAUUGAUAUCCCUAUAAAUUUUUAUAAGUUCCAAUGCUUCUCUUUGAAUCAUAUCUCUUCAAAUGACCAGGAUUGUAAAAUCAAUGCAUUGUUUUCACCAUUCACUCAUUUAAAAACGACAGAAGCAUUUGGCCAUUGGGAAUUUAACUGUACCGUAAUGAUAUCAGCUUCUCUUUAACAUUUAUUUAUGUCAAGAGGCUGCUUCAGUACUUCCUUCACACUGUCCACUCCCCCAAGGAUAAUACUAUAAAUGAUUUCUACAGAACAAUGUUUCGUAAGAAUGGAACAAGUUCUAAGGGGGGCAAACGGACCCUAACAACAACGAAAAAUCAAUAAAUACUUCUCAGUUGGGUUAUCUUAUAUGAGGAUAAACUUGUCAAUGUAGUUGAUGACUAUGGCAAACUAGCAUCAGUUGUGAACUUUGUCCACCCUUAAAAGGGCAGCCUCUGAUUCUCUCCAAAUAAUCUUCGUUUACUCGUGGCACGAGCAAUAGGAAGUCUAUGUUUUCUGACUGUAGAUUGGAAAACCAUCCUCAAAACUUUUCGAUAUUUUUCGCCCGUACCCUAAACCAGCAGUAAAUUGGAUAAUGUUGUUGAUACUAUGCUAACAAUUUAAAAUUAGCGUAUGAUCCAUUUUCUGUGUAUCUCUUUUACGUCCAAUGCUAAGACAUUUCUUUAGACUUAUGAUAAACUCUUAUUUUAAGCUAGUAAUAUAUCAUUAAAUAUGUAUGCCAUUCUGUCAUUGAAAGAAUGUAGUCUAAUAACUGCUGUGAAAGCAAAAACGUGAGGGAGAUACAAUCAGUUUAUAUUGAUACAAAUGUGCAAUCAGUUUUGUAGGCAAGUUUUUCAUUCUAUGUUGAUUCUUUCAUUUUUGAUUUGCUGGUGCGCUAUAAAGAAAGGAUAAUUCUUCAUUCCUAUCUGUGGUGUGGAUUGGUUUCUAUAACAUUUGUCCUACAUCUUUCAAUAUUCUACUAUUCAAUUGAUUGUAGUUAGCUGUUUAGUGAACCCUCCAUUGUUCAUCUUUAUUCGAUCAAAUCAUCUUAUAGCGAUGAACUAACAUCAUAGAAAAUACACAGGGAAAUCUGACAUACACCCCACGUUUGAUUUCGAUUGGGUUUCAAGGUGAUCGCAUGCUUUUCUUUCACUGGUCAAUAUGCUUUUUUUCCCUCAUUUUUUUUAAUAACAACCCAUCAAACUAUGAUGGAUUUUGUGCCAUGCGCAUGUAUUCCCUCUCAUUUUAAUUUCUGUUUCUGAAAUCAUCUAUAUGUUGAACUGGCUGGUGAUUUGUGUUCUUAUUCUUCUGGUAUACUUGUAUUUUUUUUGUCUGAAGGCAGAAAUAAAGCAAUGAUAUUUAAUAUGGGGACAGGUACACAUUGUGUUUGCUGAAAAUCAUUGUUCAUUUUCUUGCUGAAAGACCUUGAAUCACCCUUGUCUUCCUAUCCGGCAUUAGAUUUGACAAACAUCUUUAUAUUUUCCUCUUUUGUCGUGCAUCAAAGGAGAUAAAGGUGCAACCUUUGUGCGACAGGUGUGUUGGAAUAUGAGAUGGGUUUAUAAAAAGGGCUUUGAGGGAAGAUAUGCUGGAGUAGUGAAGAGGGGACUGAAAGAAGAAAAUCAUGAUGCAUUUUUCUUUCUUAGUAGUAUUGGGAGACAGAGGCCUGAUUAGGAAUUGAGUCAAAAUUUGGACAUAGAGAACAAGUGUUGUGUAGUGUAGCUUGAUUCUGAGUAGGACCUGCAUAGACUCUAUUCUUUUAUCAACUGUACUCAUAGUCCAGGAAGCAUGAUACUCCAUUUUUUUUACGAGGAGUGGUGAUUGCUACUGCCAUGAAGGCCAUUGGUGAUACAAGACACCUACGCUGAAAACAUUCUUGCAUAAUAUGCACCGUUUAUUUUGAGAAGUGGGAGUCCUCAUCACAAGGAUCCAUACCAUCCUCUUCUUUUUGAGGCAAACAGACUUGGAGUAGUUUGUCAUCCUUCUGAAUAAAAUUUAUAAGGUUACCAUGAAAGAUGAAUGCUAUAUCACCACAGUUGCGAGUCAACACUUAUGUCGAAAAUAUUUUUUCUAAGAACCAUUUCUUAAAUCUGUUUGCAAAUUCUGGUAUUUGCUGAAACAUGAAGCUUUUCAAGUAAAUAGUUUGUAGAUUGUGAUGAGAUAUCAAUAUUUCUUAAUUAUAUUUUUGGUUUUUAAACGGGUUGUGAAACAAAAAAUACGACCUUGCCACCCUACAUUUGAGAAAUCAAGACUUGCUUCUCAUCACAUAAGACGGAAAUUUAGAAAACCAAUAUGUUUGUUAUUAUGGGUUUUUUUAUUGACAUAUUAAAAAAUAUCAAGUGAAUUAAUUAACUAAACUUCUGGUGCAAGGAUACGAUGUCUACUUUUUUGCUAAUUUUUAAUCAUUAUUAUUAUUUUUAUAUUUGUCACACGUUACAAGCUGAAAAUGAGCCACACAACGAAUUCUGCUUUCAUCCCUUUUAUGCUCGACAUGUGAAUUCGCAUCUAUAGGGGAAAUGAGUAGAGCUUCAAUUGCAUAUGUUCAUCGGCUGUGUAUUACAUGUGUUAAUUGUUUUAAAUGUACCCUUAUCUAAUCCGGUAGAUAUUAUCACGUGGUGAGAUUUCCUUUGUUGUGUAUUGUCCUAAUAAUUAACUGAUGACAGUAUUUUGAGGAACUCCACUACUUGUGGACAUGAGACCCUAUAGUUCUAGCUUAUGUUGACCUAUUUCGAUGAAGACGAGUUCUCACCAUUUAUCAACGUUAAUUGUUCUAAAUUCACCAUGUAUCAAUGUUACUUCUCGCGUAUUUGUCCUAAUAAUUAACUUGUGAUGGCAUAUUGAGGACAUAUUUCACUACAUGUGUACAUGAGAUUGAUAAUUCUGCGUUAUAUCACCAUGUAACUACGUUAAUUGUUGUAAAUUCACUACUUUUUUCAUGCUUUCUUUUUCUUUCCAUAAAUUAUUUUAUUGGGCAUUCUAUUGUGUGUGAUUUUGCAGCACACUCACGUUUUUCUUAUUCACAGGAUCCCUUGGUUCUCUAUCUCCUUCCGGUUCCUCAUCUAAUGAGAUUCCCUCAUCUGAUCCGUCAGAUAUUAUCACAUGGUGAGAUUCCCUUUUUUGUUGUGUAUUGCCCUAAUAAUUAACUUGUGAUGGCAUAUUGAGGACAUUUUUCUCUAAUUGUGGACAUGAGAAUCUAUUGUUCUGGCUCAUCUUGACCUAUUUUGAUGAAGUCAAAAGUUCUCACCACGUAUCAACCUAAUUCAAAACCUACAAGCUAAAUUAGAAUACAGGGCUCUUGAAUUUCAUCGUCUGGUUUACUCUUAUGCUGGCAGAAUAUAGCAUGUCAUCUUGUUAUCUAUCUGGUCACGACAUUGCGAGCCCAAUAACAAGAACCUGUUCUUGCUGUGAUUAUAUCAAGAACAACCAGAAGUUGAUGUCCAUUGAUUUACACGCAUACUGAAAUAACUGGCUUCUUUUGGUCACAGAACUCCUCGGUUCUCCAUCUGCUUCUGAUCCAUUACAUGAUCGGACCCCACCCGUGUGAUUUACAUAUCCUUCGAAAAUUAACAUGCAGUAAUUAACAUAACCUUCGAAUUUUUUUGCUUACUAGUGGAUUAUUCAAUAUACAUAUUUAUCUUAUGUUGACCCGUCUGUGAUAAAGUCAAGAAACCUUGAUUUGGAUUAUUUACCUUGCUUGUAAAAUUUUUGAGACAUUUCAUUUUCUUGAUCUGAUUUUAAGAUACCUCUGCUUGCCUGUGUUAGGGUGGGUGGUGUCUCCAAACGUGUCUCAGAACCUCAUAAAAAGAAUCUGUUCUUGCAAAGUCUAUGUGAAGAACAGACAACAGAUAAUGCUUCGGCAAGUUAUGGCAGUAAAUCAGGUGACGAGUCUCUGAUAAUUGAAGAUAAGGAACUGACAGAAAGCCUAGAGAAUGAUGUUAACUUUUGGACUGACUUUUCGAAAGUCCACUAUCAUCAUCGAACCUUUUAUGAGUUACAUGGCUCUUGGGGAACGGUUCAAGAAUUUGACAACUAUGGCAUUGGGAAGCAACUCUUCUCUGGCAGUUUGCAGGCCGAAGAAAUCAGCGACAGGUUGCGCUUUUUUGUCGAAGAAUGUGACCACAUUCAGGUAAACUUUUUGUCAUGGAAUUCCAGCCACGUGGCGGAAUCUUAUUUUUUUAUUUAUUUCUAAAAGUAGUUCUAUAAUGUUUCCUUUACGGAUUCAGAGAGGCACAUGCUUGUCCUGGAUCGUCCCUAGUUCAGUUAUUUAUUCGACUACUCUUGUUACUCUUUCCCCUGAUAGAGACGUUGAGAGUUCGAUGUGCAAUAAUCCUAGUCUUUCUUUGUACUUGUUUUUGUGUAAUUUUUUCAAUUCUAUUUCCCCUUUGAGCAUCGUCUUCAUCUGAUGAACGGAUUUAACCAGAAGCUCUGGAACUUUCAUGUUAUUUUUCUCAAUCUCAUGAAUCUGGAAGAGAUUUUGUUUCUGACUGUCUCCAAAAUGCUGAAUAAGCCGAAAACCAUCUUCUAUUUUUGUUGAUAUUAUGAAAGCGGAAGCCUUUUAUGCUUCAGUUAUGGAUGAGGAUGACACUGAGACGUUCCAGAUUCUGAGUCAUUACACCUUUGUCUUCAUUAUUUAGGGUAUCCAAUGCAUAGUUGACGAUAGCGGAGGAUUUUCCGGUGUAGCUGCAGAUCUCCUGGAGCAUGUUGCAGACGAAUAUCCGAAUAAGCCCGUCCUGCUCUACUCUGCGAGAGGGCCCUACUCCAAAGCAACCAGCAAGAGGGAGUCGGUAAAGAGAGCGCUUCAUGAUGCUGUUUCUCUUUCGAUGCUCUCCAGCUUCUGCAGGUUGAUGGUUCCAAUCGGCUUACCUUCUCUCAGCUCGAGUACGCCCUCUCAUCCCUCUAGAAAAUUCGAUCAAUUGCCAUAGAUAAGCUCCUCUGUGCCUCCUCGUCUUUCUACGUGGAGGCUGUGAUCAUUUCUGCCUACUAAACGACCAUUAUUUCUGCCUUCCGGGUGAUCGUUUUUCGCAUCAGUAGUUGACUGGAACGGCAUUCAAUCACAUCACCUAUUUCCUUUGCCGAGAUAUAUUAAAAGAAAUUAGUUUCUGUUCAAUUUUUUUUCUUCUUCUUCUUCUUGUUUAAGAAUGCGUUGACAUUUUUCGCAUCGGUAGUUUGACUGGAACUGCAUUCAAUCACAUCACAUAUUUCCCUAUGCUGAGAUAUAUUAAGAAAAAAAUGGCAUCUGCUCAUUUUAAUUUUUAUUUUCUUCAACAAUGCGUAGACAUUUUCGCAUCAGCUAUUUCCCAUGCCGAGUAUAUUUAAGAAAUAAUUGACUUCUGUUCAACUUUUUCUUCUUCUUCUUCAAGAACGCGUUGACAUAAUGUGUAUGUCUAUCCUAACUUGGCGGCGUUCCGACAUGCGAAGGCCAAGUAUCUGCCUUCCUUCGGGUCGACGAUUCCAAGCCUUUCCACUGCAGCGCAGUCUACGCAGCUUCAAUGCACUCCAUCAGUCUUCCCUUCCGCAUGGACCCCCUCGGACCCGCUUCCAACUCCUCUGGUCACGUCUCGGGUGCUGUGGAUAUCGCUGAACUCGCGCACAUGUUAUCAGGUCAGACCUGGCAGAACAGGGUUGCGAUCUUGGACGCAGCAAUGCCGGCGCCUGCCCUGAAUGGUGAGUUGACUUCCUCUCCCCGAGUCAAGCAUCCCACUUGUUCUACCUGAUGGAAAAGUGAUCACAUUUCCUCUCUAAUCCAGGCUACGGCACCGGCCGUGGAUCAUUCCAGAGGAGUCUCCAUCCGUUGACCCCCGAAACUGCGGCGGACGUUGAAGACCCACAAGCCGUGGAGUCCUUGGUCGUUCAUGGCGCUCUCAGCUCAGGUGGAAAAAUCUGCAGUGUUCCUUCCUUCCCUCUAUUGUUGAUCCGUUGACAUUGUUCUUGACGGCCACUGACAGGAGGUCAACGAGCUUCGAUUUCCGAAGCGACGAGCUCGAUCUGCAGCGGGUAUGAUGAAGGUGGAUCGACGAGGCCCAGGUUCUUCCAUAUCUCCGUCGCUCUCUGCCCCCUCCCGAUUCCUCUGCCAUUUCCUUCCAUCUUCGGACCUCUGGUCGACCGGCACGGCGGGAUGGUGGGCGGCGGAGGGAACCAGCAGCGGCGGAGGGGAGCUCUCGAGGUGAGCUCCAUCCCCAUGGCGGCGAGGCUGCGCUCCACCGCCGCCGUCCUCCCCUUUGUGCAGCGGCGCUCCGACGACUUCCGCCGGCUCGGGGUCCAGAGAGGCUCCGCCGGAGCCCGGCUGCUGAGCGAGUGGGGGCUCGCCAUGGACGAAGCAGAGGACGUGGGGGAAGCUCUGUCGAAGAUGGCCACGGCGUUGAAUCCCCACCCCGACUUGUCGUCCGAUUCUGACUAA
Spirodela intermedia is the source of this 7635-nucleotide messenger RNA. The record is from the annotation of a GenBank genome assembly. Lineage: Eukaryota; Viridiplantae; Streptophyta; Magnoliopsida; Alismatales; Araceae.